Molecule: messenger RNA, 1244 nt
Organism: Nelumbo nucifera (sacred lotus)
Lineage: Eukaryota; Viridiplantae; Streptophyta; Magnoliopsida; Proteales; Nelumbonaceae
Product: Translation elongation factor EF1B/ribosomal protein S6 family protein
Biological process (GO): translation
Cellular component (GO): ribosome; small ribosomal subunit
Molecular function (GO): structural constituent of ribosome; small ribosomal subunit rRNA binding
Source: RefSeq, a predicted model, not a curated record
AUCCCCAGAGAGACCGAAGAGCGACGUCUCUGCCUGCCUGCCAUAUCCGAAUUCAAGAGUUCUAGCCAUCAUUUUUUUUUUUUUUUCUGAGCUUCGUCCACAGACUUCCAUGGAGGUUCUCCUUCGAGCCUCCUUUGCAACUCCAUUUUCUUCAACGAGCUCCAAAUGUGUUCAUAGGGAGAGGGUUCUCAAUAAUCAUAUUUCUUGCCUGAUAUUCGGAAAUGGGGUUUCUUCGUUACGUUCAUUUUUUCCCCAAGAGCUCUCUAUCGUUGAUAGGGGCAGAAAAUCAGUAAUUUCUGAAGCGAAGAAGAAGAAUAAAGUCGAUUCUCAUAGCUUCAUUCCAAAGCCAGAUGAAGCCACUGGGAUAUUUCCUGAGGCCGUGCUGCUUAAGGAGAAGAAAGUUCAGGAAGAUGGUAGAGUUCUCCCUGAAUUUGCUGACGCUGAAGAAGAAGAACUUUUUGAGUUCCUGAAUCUUCAGAUGGAAAGCCAAUUGAAUGUUGAACGAAUGCGCCAUUAUGAAGUUGUUUAUUUGAUUCAUGAAGAUCAUGUUGAGGAGGUGGACAGUGUAACUUCAAAAGUUGAAGAGUUCAUAAGGGAGAAGAAGGGUAAGAUAUGGAGACUGAAUGAUUGGGGUCUUCGGAGGCUGGCAUACAAGAUCAAGAAAGCGAGUUAUGCCAAAUACAUUUUGAUGAAUUUUGAGCUGGAAGCUAAAUGGAUCAAUGAUUUCAAGAGCAUAUUGGACAAGGAUGAAAGGGUCAUUCGGCAUUUGGUAAUAAAGAGGGACAAAGCAAUCACAGAAGAUUGUCCUCCCCCUCCUGAGUUCCACACAUUGCGUGCAGGGAUGGACGAUGACGAGAUAGAAAUGGAUUAUGAUGAUGCAUAUGAAGACGAAGAGGAUGGGGAUUAUUUGGAAGAUGAGGGUGAGUUAAACAUGAUUGACUACGAUGAUGAUAUUGAAGAUGGUAUUAUUCUUGUUGAUGAUGAGAAUGACAAUGGUGAUGAAGGAAGACAUACAAAUCACAGAUCAGCUAGCCUAAGAAAAGGUAGAAAGCAAACGCUGAAGGCUGGUAAAGUAGCGAGGUAGUUCCCUUUUCUCCCCUUGUUUUAGUUGAGGUAAAUUGUAAGGUGUGAAUGGACGAAACCUCUUUUUAUAUCCUUGUUGAUAUUAAAAGCAAAAGCUUUAUUGUAAUGAUAUCAAUGGGUAGUUUGUUCUAUUGAAGCUAACAGGACCUUUUCCAAUCCAA